ACGGCCAAACAAAGCGAUCCUCGCCCGCUGCCCCUUCCAUCCCGGAGCUGUAUGGACGGCUAAUCCAGCACACAAAGCGGCCGCGGCUCCCCAUUGUUGGGCUCCCGCCCCGAGGACACGUCUGCUGACCGGCUCUGGAAAGUCCCAGCACGGAGCGCCCGGUUAUUUAGCAGGCGCGGAGCAGGGCGCGGCCUCCCGGGAGCCAUGUACCGCCGCAGCUACGUCUUCCAGGCCCGCCAGGAGCGCUACGAGCGCGCCCAGCCCGCGGGCCCCGCCGCCCAACCCGGGGGAACCGCGCCCGGCCUGGCGGCGCUGCAGGCGCUGGGCGAGCGCGUGGCCGCCCAGGUCCAGCGGGCCCGCGCGCUCCAGCAGCGCCACGCCGGCCUCCGGCGGCAGCUCGACGCCUUCCAGCGCCUGGGCGAGCAGCCCGGGCCCGAGGACGCGCUCGCCCGCCACAUCGAGGCCAAUCUGCAGCGCGCCCGGGACCUGGCCGCCGAGCGCGCGCGGCUGGAGAGGCAGGAGGCGGAGGCGCAGCGCGCCCUCGACGAGUUCCGGAGCAAGUACGAAAAUGAGUGUGACUGUCAAUUGGUGCUAAAGGAAAUGCUGGAAAGACUUAACAAGGAAGCUGACGAAGCCUUAUUGCGUAACCUGCACCUUCAGCUGGAAGCACAGUUUCUGCAGGCGGAUAUCAGUGUGGCCAAGGACAGGUACAAAAAGAAUCUUCUGGAGAUCCAGACCUACAUCACCAUUCUGCAGCAGCUCGUUCAGACUGCUCCACAAGUGUCCCUGGUCACUGGUGAGAUGAGGGAGGAGAAGCUGCUGACGGAGCGGGAAGUAGCUGCACUGCGGAGCCAGCUGGAGGAGGGCCGGGGGACACUCACCCACCUGCAGGCGCAGAAGGCCGAGCUGCAGGCCCAGACAUCAUCCCUGGAACAAGCUAUUAAACAUGCUCAUGAGUGUUACGACGAGGAGAUACAGCUGUACAACGAGCAGAUUGAAAACCUGCGGAAGGAGAUAGAGGAGGCUGAGCGCUCUCUGGAGCGUUCCUCCUACGACUGCAGGCAGCUGGCUGUGGUCCAGCAGACCCUGAGGAAUGAGCUAGACAGAUAUCAUCGGAUCAUCGAGAUUGAAGGCAACAGGUUGAGCUCCGCUUUCGUUGAGACUCCCAUCUCUCUGAUCACCCCGAGCCAUGGGGCCUCUCUCAGCCUUGGAUCCAGUGCAAAAGAUCUCACCAGGGCUGUGCAGGACAUCACAGCAGCUAAGCCAAGACAGAAGGUCCUCCCCAAGAGCCUUCCCAAAAGAAAGGAGAUUAUAGCUCAAGACAAAGUGGACGAAACUCAGGAAGGAGCAUCGUUAAAAACUCUGCCAGAGCCAAAGGCAGUGCUGGCAGAGCCUAAGGCGGAUGGGGACUCUCAGCUGGGACGAGCAGGGGCACAGAGAGUAAGUCCAGCCCAAGAAGGGGGUCCUGAGGAUGUGCCAGAUGGGAGCCAGAUAAGCAAAGCCUUCGGGAAGCUAUGCAAAGUCGUCAAAGAGAAAAUAAGUGGCCACAAAGAGCCUGUGCCGGAGCCGCCCUCUGACCUCUUCACCAAAGGGCGGCAUAUACUGGUCACAGGGGAUGCCAGCUUUGUGGACCCUGCUUUCCACUCCUCCUCCAUCCCAGCUAGAGGCGGAGUGAUGGUUUCCAUCCAGGAAGACUCUCUGCAUCAUGAUGGCCAUGUGGAGCCCUCUCCUGGGCCGCCCACGCCACCCGUGGAGAAUGGACAGGGGGCUCCCCGGAGUAUGGAAGGGGACCUCUCAAACCAUCAGAAGACAACAGACAAGAACGGGAUAAGGGCUAAAGAAUCAAAAGCCCCGGAGGAAAAAGAUGACGAUGGCAAGAAGGAAGAGGAGGGGUCCAGGAGACCCUGUCCUGUGAUCAUACCUGGUCCUGACGGGUCAGACACAUCCCAGUCACAAAUGUCUGGAUCUAGUCAGGAUGGACCUGAGGGGCCUGGGAGUAAGAGCAGCAGCCUGCUGCCGAAAAGCCCUUCGAAGGCUUUAGCUUUUAAGAAGGUAGAGGUGGUAGAAUCCAUUGAGAAGAUCUCAACAGAGAGUAUUCAGACAUAUGAAGAGACAUCUGUAAUUGUAGAGACUGUGAUUGGGAAGACAAAGGCCAACAGGAAACUGGAAGAGAAGGGCUCCUGAAACGCCAGGCUCGAAGGAAGAGGGUCCCGGGGCCGGUGGAGGGGAAGUGCUUUGAGAUGAGUUCCUAUUUGGAUUAGAUCGUAGUUAACCUGUCUGGCAUUGCCAGUGACUUUCAUUGAAAUGCUUUUCUUUUCUCUUUUGCUCACACCAUAUUCCUGCGUGAUUACUAGGGCCUCGGGCCAGCCAUGCUGAGGGCAGGAUGCCCUCUUAAUGGUUGCCACACUGCCCUCUUUUAGGAAGGGACUCGCUCCUCAGUAUCCUUCACUUAUUGCUGGCUUUUGGGACAGGACCUCUCUGUGGAGCACAGUCUGUCCCUGAGCUUUUGACCCACGUGCCUCAGCCCCCGAAGCGCAGGGGUUAUAGGCUUGGUCCACCACACUGGAUUCAGCCUGCUGCAUAGAUUCAUUAAAUCUCAGAUGCUGUCUGGGUUUCACACAGACAAACAGCUUGUGAUGACAGUGGGUUGUUCAUUCCAUUCUAAGCACAAGCGCAUGCUCAUGUGGCUGUGCAAAUAUGAAUUGAUGAGAGUGUUCUAAGUUUGGGGAACCCUUAAAAGCCGUUCCUGGGGCUGGAGAGAUGGCUCAGCCUUUAAGAACAUUGACUGCUUUUCCAGAGGACACGGGCUGUAUUCCCAGCACCCACGUGGCAGCGUACAACUGUCUGAUACUCCAGUUCCAAGAGUUCUGAUGUACUUACACAGACAUAUAUACAGGAAAAAAAAAAAAAAAAA
Molecule: messenger RNA, 2914 nt
Organism: Psammomys obesus (fat sand rat)
Lineage: Eukaryota; Metazoa; Chordata; Mammalia; Rodentia; Muridae
Gene: Bfsp1
Product: beaded filament structural protein 1
Exons: 8
Coding region: 205-2184 (659 amino acids)
Biological process (GO): lens fiber cell development
Cellular component (GO): intermediate filament; cytoplasm
Molecular function (GO): structural constituent of eye lens
Source: RefSeq, a predicted model, not a curated record